This is a messenger RNA of Lonchura striata (white-rumped munia), 6858 nucleotides long. RefSeq names its product BCL6 corepressor (gene BCOR). The record is from RefSeq and is a predicted model, not a curated record. Gene Ontology annotation, biological process: negative regulation of transcription by RNA polymerase II. Gene Ontology annotation, molecular function: protein binding; transcription corepressor activity. Gene Ontology annotation, cellular component: nucleus. Lineage: Eukaryota; Metazoa; Chordata; Aves; Passeriformes; Estrildidae.
CUGGAGGAGGAGGAGGAGGAGGAGGAGGAGGGAGAGAGGGAGGGGGGAUGCGAGGGGAGCGCAGCGUGCAGCAGACGGAGCCCGGUCUCCCAGCGGCAAGGUGAGGAAGAGCGGCUUUCCCGGCGGACUAAAGAGGGGAGGGGGGGGAGAGGAAGAAAAAGAGAGAGAGAGAGAGGAGGAGAAGAGGAGGAGGAGGAGAAUUAAAUCCCCAGCCACACACACACAAAGCCGCGGCGGCCAGGGCACGGGAGACGGCGGCGCGGGCGAGAUGUGGGGAGCGCCGCGCUCGCCAGCGCAGGAACUUCGCCCGGAGCAAGCCAGCAACAUGGCGCUGCCAAACCAGAGCCGGCAGCCGGAAUGAGCAUCGCGGGCUGCCGCUCCCACUCCCGCUGUUGAGCCCAGUCGAGCCGAGGAGCAAAGCCCUUCCCGCGGGCACCUGCCCCGUCGGCGCAGAGGGCGGCCACGCUCCUGCUCCCCGCAGCUCCCUGGUCUUUCCGCGCCCUUUCCCCGACCCGCCCGCGCUGGGGCAAGCCGCGACACACGCACCCACGGAGAGGGGGACUCGGAUCGUGAAACUUUUCUCGCCUCUUCCUCCCACCCCCGACGGGGCUGCCCUUCAGGGAGAGCAGCAGGGCCAGGCGACGGUGUGGGGACCCGCGUCUCGGACCGCGCACGCCAGAGCCCCGCGGCGCGGCAGGAAGAAUAUAAAACCGUGAAGAAAAGCGUUGAUUUUUAAGAAGACGUCAUGCUUUCUGCAACUCCCCUGUAUGGCAACGUUCAUAGCUGGAUGAGCAAUGAAAGGGUCCGCAUGUGUGGAAUUAAUGAAGACAGGAAAAUCCCCGUUAAUGAUGGUGAUGCACCGAAAAGCAGACUGGAGUUGAGGGAGGAAAAUCACCUGAAUCACAGUGUGGUGGAUGCAACUACAGCACAUCGCAUCGACAGUCUUGCAGCUCUGAGUAUGGACAGGUCUGGGCUCAUGCGAGAAGGACUCAGAGUCCCCAGUAGCAUUGUUUAUUCCAGCUUGUGUGGACUUGGCUCGGAAAAAUCGCGGGAUGCUGCGGGUUCGAUAGCCAGCCUGGGAUUUACUCCUGAAAGAAAUCCAGAGAUACAGUUUAAGUCUAAUCCCCCCGAAGCGGUGGAAAGCGCAGCUGUCUCUGGAAAAGCCCCGAACGGCUUCAGCGCCAUAUACAAAACACCACCUGGAAUACAAAAAAACUCUGUCCCAACAGGGGAGACACUGGGUUUGGACCGAGCUGCGGGUGACAGGCAGAGUCCCCUCGGUGUCAAUGGUGCUAAUUACCUAAGGCUCCCCUGGGUACACCCAUACAUGGAGGGUGCAACGCCCACCAUAUACCCUUUCCUUGACUCACCAAAUAAGUAUUCAUUGAACAUGUACAAGGCAUUGCUACCUCACCAGUCCACCUACAGCUUACCACAGCACCUGGCUUACUCGCCCGUGUGUACGAACGGUGAACGUUUUUUAUACCUGCCUCCCUCCCACUACGUUGCCCCUCACAUCCCUUCGUCGCUGGCGUCGCCCAUGAGGCUCUCGACCGCUUCAGCUUCACCAGCAAUCCCGCCUUUGGUGCACUGUCCAGAUAAGAGCUUGUCGUGGAAGAUGGGUGUGAGCCCAGGCACCCCUGUCGACACGCACGCCUACCCCCACAUCCAGAGCAGCAAGCAGCCCCGGGUCCCCACCGCCAAGCCAGCCCCUGCCAACUUGCCAGCAGAUCCCGCGCUGCUGCUGCCGCACUCGCCUCGGCCAUCUCCCCGCCUCCCCCUGCCUCCCCAGGUCGGGGAUGCCUAUGCUGAUUUCCACAAGCAUUUCCCCAGGAUCACCACCUCUCCCUCCUCUGCUGUUACGCUCCCAAAGCCCUAUGUGAACAUCGGCAGUGAAUUUCCACCUGCUCGCCUCUCCAAUGGGAAGCUUCCCAAAGGCAGUGAUGCUGGGGAGGCACCCCUGCCAUCUGCCCCCCAUGCACGGAAAGCUGGCUCUGACCGGAAGGACAGCAGGUCUCCCCCACUCCUGGAAAAGCAAGCCCCGACCAAAGACGUGACUGACAAACCGCUGGACUUGUCGGCGAAAGUGGUUGAUGCGGAAACCGCUGGCAAGUCAGACCACAGUAAGAAAAUUAUGCCAACGGUGCUGGUGCAUGGGAGGGCAGGAGGGGGGACACACUUGCCAGGCAGUGACAUGGUUCAGAAAGAAACCAUUUCUCCCGGGAACAGCUGCCCCAUCUACAGGCCUGAAAUUAUCAGCACGGCGCCAUCCUCCUGGAUCGUUCCGGGUCCUAGCCCCAGUGAGGAGGCUGGGAAGAAUGUCCAGCUAAAAAACAAGGCACUGGACUGGGUUAUGCCACAGCCGCGGAGUUCCUCCUGCCCCAGGAUGGGUGGCACGGAAGCAGUGGUUGGCAGCGUUUCGGGGACGGUGUCGGCGGGAGGGCGGCCAGCGUCGGCGUCACCAGCUCCCAAUGCCAACGUGGAUUGCGCCAAGACGGCCCGGAGCUCUGCAGAGAGCACCCCCUCAGUUAUACAGCACGUCGGGCAGCCCGUCGCCGCCCCUGCGAAACACAGCAGUAAGGUGGCCAAGUCCUGUGGUCAGGAAGCCAACUUCAAGGCGACCGAGACUGCCCUGGCCUCCAGCCCCAUCUUCCUGCCGCCCAACGAGGCGUUUCGCUCCCCACAUCUGCCCUACCCGAGGAGCUACCUCCCAUAUCCAGUGCCGGAGGGGAUCGCCAUCAGCCCUCUCACCCUCCAUGGGAAAGGACAUGUCUACCCUCACCCUGUCUUGCUGCCCAACGGCAGCCUCUACCCCACCCACCUGGCUCCCAAACCCGGCCUCCCUUACAGCCUGCCAGCCGGGAGGGGGGAGUUCAUGACCUACCAGGAUGCGCUGGGAGUGGGGAUGGUGCACCCCAUGCUGUUGCAGCAUUCAGCUAUGGAGAUGAAUAAGGAGGAGAAGACGGAACGGAGGUCACGGUCUCACGAGAGGGUCCGCUAUGAGGACCCGGCUCUGCGGGGCCGGUUGCCAGAGCUCCUGGAGGGUGGUGGGAAGAUGCAUUUCGAAAUGCCCAGUGACAAGAGUGUGAAAUUGCACCAGAACUCUGGCCAUAGUAAAAACUCUGCAAAAAGCGACAAACACCUCUUCCCCGAUCUUCUGCGAGACGAGCAAGAAGCUAAGAGUGAAGCAAAUGUAACGAAAGCCAGCUUUGCUACAGAAAGCAGUAAUCAGACUAAUGACCCUACAAAGCACAAGGUAGAGCAGGCGUCUCAGCACAGAGAUUUUAUUGUAAUGAGAGAGGAGUUUGGAAGAAAUAAUGAUGUUCACGAAACCUAUAAUUUCAAGCAAGCCCAGAGUUCAUCAGUGUUCGGCUUAAGGAAAGAAGAUUUAGCUGUGAGCCAGCCUAAGGAGAGAGUGGCGGUCCAGCCUUCUCCCGUUUUCUUGGAAAGCGCGCACGAGAGCGAUGCUCCAGCUCUGGCUUUUGGCAAGGUGCAGGAGGACCCGAAGCCAUUCUGCAUGGGGACCGUGCCGCCAAGCAUUGAUGCCAGCCAGACCUAUACCAAAGACGGAGCCGACGACGCGGAGUCUGCUGAUGGCAAAAUACUGAAACCCAAGCCGUCUAAAUUGGCCAAGAGGAUCGCAAACUCUGCUGGUUAUGUAGGUGACCGAUUCAAGUGUGUGACGACUGAGCUCUACGCCGACUCCAGCCAGCUCAGCCGGGAGCAGCGGGCGUUGCAGAUGGAAGGAUUACAAGAGGACAGUAUUUUAUGUCUACCUGCUGCUUACUGUGAGCGUGCAAUGAUGCGCUUCUCAGAGUUGGAGAUGAAAGAGAGAGAAGGCCAAACAGCUACCAAAGACUCAGAGGUCUGCAGAUUCAGCCAGGCAGAUUGGGAAAACUUGAAAGGAAACAGUGAAAAGAAGCCAAAGUCUGUUGCUCUGGAAGAUGCCAUUGCUGACCAAAAUGACAAUGACAGAUGUAACUUUGCUAGUACAGAAAACAACCGAGGUCACUUUCUUGAAACUCCAGAGGAAAAAGAUCUCUCAAAUGAGAAAUGUUAUUUAGAGAGACAUUUGGUAUAUGAAAAGGCAGAAGACCAGCCAACAGAAGAUUUUGGCCAACAUUCAUGUCCACGUCUGGACAGGAAACGUAAACACUCUGGUGAGAGAGUGCAAAAUGAUGGCAGCCAAAAUGAAAGCUUUGUGGAUGAACUGCAGGACGAAGUUAUAUCAAAAGCAAAAAAGAAGAAGAACUCCAAAGAUGACUGGCCUGAGAGGGAAAUGACAAACAAUUCCUCUAACCACUUAGAAGAGCCCAAUUGUAAUGAGGUGACCAACCUGAAGGUGUGCAUUGAAUUAACAGGGCUCCAUCCCAAAAAGCAGCGUCACCUGCAGCAUCUUAGGGAACUAUGGGAGCAGCAGGUGUCACCAGAGAGAUCCCCGUCCGGCAAGUUGGGCCGGCAAAGCAGGAAAGAUUUAGCUGAGGCUGUUCAGCCAGAGGCCACUGCAAAGGUCAAAGACUUCACAGAAGAAAGGCACACCAAGAAAAGGUCAGAGGCCAAAAGCAAUAGAAGUUGGUCUGAAGAGUCCCUCAAAACAAGUGACAAUGAACAAGGCUUGCCCGUAUUCCCGGUGUCUCCGCACAUGAAGAGCCUUUCAUCCACCAAUGCAAACAGCAAAAGGCAGGCUCAGCCAAGCUGUACUCCAGCCUCGAGGUUGGCUGCCAAACAGCAGAAAAUUAAAGAAAGCCGGAAGACAGAUGGGCUGUACGCAGACGAAGAGGAGGAUUUCCAACAUGCAUCUCUGAUGCCGAAAUACAGCGAGUGUGAGAAGCCAUCAGGGAAACGUCAGUGUAAAACAAAACACUUGGCACUGCAGGAGAGGAGAAGGAGGUCAUCUCUGACAGGGGAUGACACCACAGAUAUCGAAAAUGCUGAAGAUAAGGUAACGAGGAAAGUCAGGAAGCGACCGGAGCCGGCUUCAGACUGCGACUCCUCGCCGGCCAAGGCGCUGGAGCAGAAGCCGUACGAGCGCCUGCCGCUGCCGCCCGCGCCGCCGCCGCUGGCCCUGGCCAGCCCCCCGCCCGACAGCACCCCCGGCCGGCCCAUGCCGCCCGAGGCGCGGCGCCUGAUCGUCAACAAGAACGCGGGGGAGACGCUGCUGCAGCGGGCGGCGCGCCUGGGAUACGAGGAAGUGGUUCUGUACUGUUUGGAAAACAAGGCGUGCGACGUGAAUCAUCGAGACAACGCGGGUUACUGCGCCCUGCACGAGGCCUGUGCCAGGGGCUGGCUGAGCAUCGUGCGGCAUCUCCUGGAGUACGGCGCGGACGUGAACUGCAGCGCUCAGGAUGGGACCAGACCAAUCCACGACGCGGUCGAAAACGACCACUUGGAAAUUGUCCGCCUGUUACUGUCCUAUGGUGCUGAUCCAACACUUGCAACCUACUCUGGGAGGACCAUUGUGAAAAUGACCCACAGUGAGCUCAUGGAGACCUUCCUCACAGAGUAUUUAACUGACCUGCAAGGUCGAAGUGUUGAUGACCCUGGUUUGUACUGGGAUUUCUAUGGCAGCUCUGUGUGCGAUCCAAAAGAUGAAUCUGGAUUUGAUGUCUUGGCAAAUCCUCCUGGCCCAGGUGAUGAAGAUGAAGAUGGCUUCAGUGAUGUGUUUGAAUUUGAAUUUUUGGAUGAGCCUCCCUUACCGUGUUACAACAUUCAAGUGUGUCUCUCUCAGGGACCACGGAACUGGCUUCUGCUCUCGGACGUGGUGAAGAGGCUAAAAAUGUCAUCGCGCAUCUUUCGCUGCAACUUCCCCAACCUGGAAGUCGUCACCAUCACGGAGGCAGAGUUUUAUAAACAGACUUCCCUCAGCCAGUUGUUCUCUUGUGCUACGGACCUUGAAGCUUUUAACCCAGAGAGCAAAGAGCUCUUGGACUUGGUGGAGUUCACAAGCGAGCUCAAGACUCUGCUGGGCUCCGAGCUUCACUGGCUGCACCCGCACGAGGACCCUCCCUUCGACAUCCUCUGGUGAACCUUCAGCCCUUUAAUGUACAGUGCUCUAUACAGCUACUUCUUUAUGUAUAUGUGUUCAAAUGAAUUGUUUCUGUAAAGAAAGGACACUAUUAAAUAUGAAAAUAUCUUUCCUUUAUAUAAGAGAUCUGAAUUCCAGUUGGAUGGAUUUUGGAAGAAUUUUUUUUUAACUUCAAUCGGUUUUUACAGAAAUUGUUAUAUAAUGUUUCUUUAAAUGCACACAGGCUUUGGGAUAAGUUUGUUAUUACUCGGAACACUUUUUUUUUUAAAGAACACACCCACACACAUUGACUUUGUUUCAUGCAAAGCACUGAUUACACAGAACAUACUUUUUCUAGGUGAUGUGAUCAAAGUCGUGUGGCUUGUUUGGGAGAUAGAAUUCGGUAAGGCACUUGGUGAUAUUAUUUUUCGGUUUUUUUGUUUACAGAAUUACCUGCUUUGGCCAGGUAAGCACUAUUGAAUAUAAUUCAAUAGUUUGUAAUAUAAAUUAAACCAUAUCCAUACGCAACAACUAAUUGUAAGAACUUUUAUAUCCUAAUUUAAAAGCUGUGAAAUUUAGUUUUCACACAUCAAACCGGAUUGUUUAUAUAUGUUUAAACAUUUUAUGCUCUUUAUUUAAAGAAGACUUUGAACUAUUUUUUCUGUACCUUGUAAAAUAUUGAAAAACUAACAUAUGUUGAAGUUGCUUGAAACUGUACAUAAACUAAAUUUUCUGAAUUGUGUGUUUAUGUUUGAGAUCUGUGUUUUAACUUUGUAAGUAAAUCUUCUGCCUUUGUAUUUAUAUUUUACAAAAAUUUUCUUAAAGGCAAUAAAACUUGAGAAAUGAAGAGGCUA